Messenger RNA from Anopheles coustani, 1035 nucleotides. RefSeq lists its product as uncharacterized. Bases 1 to 1035 code for a protein of 344 amino acids. Lineage: Eukaryota; Metazoa; Arthropoda; Insecta; Diptera; Culicidae. The record is from RefSeq and is a predicted model, not a curated record. The transcript is spliced from 2 exons. Gene Ontology annotation, molecular function: protein binding.
AUGAGGAAUUUGCCAGGAUUGUUUCUGUUUGUCGUAUUGCUAGUCUCAGUUUCUCGCGGGUAUGAGUAUCAGUGUGAGCCAGGAACCGAUCCAACAGUAUGCAGUCUCUGGAACUUUCAAAAUAGCAAGAAAAACACUCAGUCCUCUGUGAAAAUGCCGUCAAGUGUUAAAAAGGUUCGACUCAACAUGGAGCAAGAUUACUACGAACGUCAUUUGGGCAUCAACGUUUACGAUUCCGUCCUUCAUUUGACCAUCCUACACAAUCCGACCUCCGUGCAGAUAGAAUCCAACCAUAUUUCGGAUCUGUACAUGCCGACCGAUCUCCAGAUGGGCGAAUUCAAGCGAUGCUCAAUUUCAGAUGUGCACAUUGAUUCGAGCUUGUCAUACUCAGUAACCUAUCUGAGUCUCCAGGACAAUUCCAUCACAGAUAUCUCCAACUUUUCCGCUCUGGUAAAACUACAGACGCUCAACCUCGAGGGCAACAUGAUUCGGAAGGUAGAUGGGAAAAUCUUCGCCGGUAUGCAUAAUUUAUCAACGCUAUAUCUCGGAGACAACUCUAUAAAGCAACUAGAUUUUAAAGUGUUCCCCAAGGCGCUCGUCAACCUCUGGUUAGGACAGAAUCAGCUCUCCACUAUCAAUUUUGUCAAUGUAUCCUUACCUAUCCUCACUGUGCUGGAUCUGGAGGGUAACUUACUGGGAACGAUUGACUUGGCAGGGUUGGGUACGGCCGUUCCCGAACUUCGUUUUCUUCUGAUCGCACUCAAUCCGUUUAAUCAGAGCGAAGCAAGAAGCAUUACAACUGAUCUUAAAAGGCGUAACGUGUCCUCCUCACUCUGGUUAAUGGAACCGAACUGUGAAGAGUACAUGUUUAAGGUUUCAAACGUCUGUUUUAUUAAGCCAGAAGCGAUAGUCGAAGGAACAAACUUUGUAGAACAGUCGAUCGGUAAGGCAUUGGUACUUCUGGUGUUGGCGGCAAUACUGCUAAUGGUAUUUACUGCUAGUUUGCGAUGGAUUUGGCACCAGAUGCGGAACUAA